Molecule: messenger RNA, 1315 nt
Organism: Coffea arabica (coffee)
Lineage: Eukaryota; Viridiplantae; Streptophyta; Magnoliopsida; Gentianales; Rubiaceae
Product: 14-3-3-like protein
Source: RefSeq, a predicted model, not a curated record
GGAUUCUCAGUUGCAUUUCCAGCACUUUUCCUCAUUUGACCAGAAAUUUUGCUUGACCCUCCCCCAUCUUAAAAGGCUACCGUGAAUCUGUGAUUAAGAUCUUUUAACUUUGCUACUUUGACUACCUCAGCAGUCAUCCCCAACCAUAUAUAAAAGGACCCAUCUGUGCUGCAUCUUUUCUUUUUCCUUCUCAACUCUGAUUAACUCUGUGACUGUGCUCUUUAGCUUCCAAACGGCAUAAAAGGAAACAAAAACUCACAUUUGAGUAAGACAAUAUGUCUCGUGAAGAGAAUGUUUACAUGGCCAAGUUGGCUGAGCAGGCUGAGAGGUAUGAGGAAAUGGUUGAAUUCAUGGAGAAAGUUGCUAAGACAGUGGACAGUGAAGAACUAACUGUCGAGGAAAGGAAUCUACUUUCAGUUGCUUAUAAGAAUGUUAUUGGAGCUAGAAGAGCUUCCUGGAGAAUUAUUUCCUCUAUUGAGCAAAAGGAAGAGAGCCGUGGAAACGAAGAGCAUGUUACAAUUAUCAAGGACUAUAGGGGAAAGAUUGAGGCUGAGCUCAGCAAGAUAUGUGAUGGGAUUUUGCGUCUUCUGGAUACACAUCUUAUUCCUGCUGCCUCUACUGCCGAGUCUAAAGUCUUUUAUCUGAAAAUGAAGGGUGACUACCAUAGGUACUUAGCUGAGUUCAAAACUGGGGCUGAGAGGAAAGAAGCAGCUGAAAACACUUUGUUUGCCUACAAAUCUGCACAGGACAUUGCCCUGUCUGAAUUGGCUCCAACACACCCAAUAAGACUUGGUCUUGCUCUGAACUUCUCUGUGUUCUAUUAUGAGAUUUUGAACUCGCCUGAUCGUGCUUGUUCCCUUGCCAAGCAGGCAUUUGAUGAAGCUAUUUCUGAGUUGGAUACAUUAGGUGAAGAAUCUUACAAAGACAGUACACUCAUAAUGCAACUUCUCCGCGACAACCUUACUUUGUGGACUUCUGAUGUGCCGGAGGAUGCCGGCGGUGAGAUCAAGGAGGCUCCCACACAGGAAACAGGGGAUAUUACAAAGUAAUUUGUCUGGCUUUGCCCGUUUAAGUGGAAUUCACUAUCAUGAUAAAAAAAAAAAAAAAAAAAAAGUGGAAUUCACUAGAUUUAGCGUAUUGUAGUGUGGAUUUCCGGAGCUUAUACUGAUGUCUUAAACUUGAAGAUCUUAUUAACGUUUAGAAACAUAUGAUUGGAUGUUUAGAGUUAUAAUAGGUAGCAGUGGUUUUUAUUUAUUUUAUUUUAUGCCCGAGUGUGUUGAUGCUUCUCAAUUAAGUAUUCUUGUAGUGGAAAAAA